UUUUCUCCAGCAAGUACAAAAAUCAAAGUUUCAUCAAUCUUUUCCCCCAGCUCCAGUUUUUCCAAUUCCCACGGCAAUGGCAAUGGCAAUGGCAAUGGCGGUGGCAUCGGCAUCGUCGCUGGCACUCUCUCCGGCAAUCGCCACUCUUCGUCGUAACAGGCCUUUACCGUCUCCCAACUGCAUCAUCGGUACCAGCAACCUCAACGCCUUGAAGUUUAGGACCAGUACUCGCGCCACCAAACGAGCCUCCGCAGAGCCCGACCUCCAAGUAGAAUCUCCCGUCGUCGAUUGCGUCGGCACCGGCCUUGACGUCGAGUGCGUCGCCGGGUCCGAACUCGAUCAGGACCUAUCAGCGAGACUCUCCGACUCGGCGGCCGCUUCUGGAACGUCGUCGUUGGCGGGGGAAGUGUGGGAAUGGGCGCUUCUGGUGUCGCCGUUCUUCUUCUGGGGCACGGCCAUGGUGGCAAUGAAGGAAGUCUUGCCUAAGACCGGCCCCUUCUUCAUCUCCUCGUUCCGCCUAAUUCCCGCCGGUCUGUUACUGGUUGCUUUUGCCGCCUCAAGAGGCCGGCCUCUUCCCUCUGGUGUCACUGCUUGGCUCGCCAUCUCUCUCUUUGGACUGGUAGAUGCCACUUGUUUUCAGGGUUUUCUUGCCGCAGGCUUGGAAAGGACAUCUGCGGGUCUGGGCAGUGUAAUUAUUGAUUCACAGCCAUUGACAGUAGCUGUACUUGCUGCCCUGUUAUUUGGUGAAUCCAUUGGAUUUAUUGGAGCUGCGGGGCUCAUUCUUGGUGUUAUUGGCCUUCUACUUCUUGAGGUACCUGCGCUUUCCUUUGAUGAUGGUAACUUUUCCCUGUGGGGAAGUGGAGAAUGGUGGAUGCUCUUGGCUGCUCAAAGCAUGGCAGUUGGUACAGUCAUGGUUCGCUGGGUUUCCAAGUAUGCCGAUCCUGUUAUGGCUACUGGAUGGCAUAUGGUACUUGGUGGACUUCCUCUUGUGGUGUUCUCCACUCUGAAUCAUGACCCUGCACUCAAUGGAGGUUUUAUGGAGCUUAAUUCAAAUGACUUGGUGGCACUCCUUUAUACUUCCCUUUUUGGAAGUGCAAUCAGCUAUGGUGUAUACUUUUAUAAUGCUACAAGAGGUAGUUUGACAAAACUCAGCUCCCUAACCUUUCUAACUCCAAUGUUUGCCUCAAUUUUUGGGUUCCUUUAUCUUGGUGAGACUUUCUCGCCUGUGCAACUCGUUGGAGCUUUUAUUACUCUGGGUGCAAUAUACAUGGUGAACUACAAGAAUCCUUCAGAAUGAACAUAUCUCUGAGAUAGGUGUACGUAAUAUGCACAUUGUGAAAGCAAGGAAGUAACAAGCUUGUGGCCGGGGUAUUUCUUUGCCAAAGGAAUAUUUGUUGGUUGCGUUCACACAUGACAGUCUGAAUAAGCAAAGAAGAAACGUGGAAACGGCAGGUUUGAAGGGUGCCUGCCAGACAUCAGAUUUAUGCUACUAUAAGAUGGGUUUCAAUGGUGUAAUGACUCUCAAAAGUUUGUCUUACACGGUUCCCAGGCAGUGAAGACCCAUAUAUAGUACAGUUACGAUACAGGCUGAAGCCUAGGGUCUGUGUUCUUAAUCAGUUCUUCCAUGGUAUAAUUGUUGCUUCUCUGAGAGAGGGUUUUUUUUUAUUUUUUUUAAAUCUGUUCUUUCCCCCAUGGUAGAAUUGUUGUUUGAAGGUGUUUUUUUCUUCUCUUUUUUUUGGUUUGUUUUGUUUCUAGAUCCUAGAAUGUUAUCUAGACGAUGUAAAGUGUCUGAUAAUUGUAUUUUUAACUUAUUGAAGCAAAUUGUGGAUGAUAAAUCUCAAAAUCAUAGCAGCUAGACCUAUUUCACUUCAUUUUUUGAUUGACUUGCCAAAA
Messenger RNA from Diospyros lotus (date-plum), 1893 nucleotides. RefSeq names its product WAT1-related protein At3g02690, chloroplastic. Gene Ontology annotation, cellular component: chloroplast; membrane. The coding region runs from base 77 to 1297 and encodes 406 amino acids. The record is from RefSeq and is a predicted model, not a curated record. The transcript is spliced from 7 exons. Lineage: Eukaryota; Viridiplantae; Streptophyta; Magnoliopsida; Ericales; Ebenaceae.